CCAAUGUGUCGUCUCUACUGGUAGCCUGUUUGAAUGAUUAUACCCAUACGAAGAGAGCUGCUAGUACGAGUACCUUGGAUGGCUAUCGCUUUCGAUGAUGUGAGUAGUACUCAGCGCUACGCAUUUGUUUACCAGGACGGGACACAAACAUGGAGCGCGCGGCGUAGUAGUAAAAGUGAAAAAAUGUCCACGUGGUCUCCGCAAGAAGUCCGUCUUGAAGAGUUGUACACAAGUGGUCCCAAAGUGUAGCUGACUGCUCUCGACGAUUAUCCGCCAGAUGCGCAACCCCACAUCAAGCACGUCCACCGGCAAUCCCCGCCUCGGCGGGGACGAUGACGAGGGGCCGAUCCUUGUGGACCGCACCGAACAUGUCAUCGACGAAACCACAACUGCGCUGGAAGACGAGGAGCUGCUGCUCCAGCAGGAGCGAGAAGAGCGCGAGCAAGAGGAAUUGUUUCAGAAACAGCGCUCGGCGGACAGGGGCAGUAGAACUGGUGGCGCACCAGCCAAAGGCCCAGGAGGUACUACCAGUGCUUCGGCCUCCAGAGAGUCCUCGAAGCAGUUUCCUACUGGUGGUAGUGCUGUCGGACUCGGGCAGAUUUCAGAUGGAGACAGUCAGCAGCAGCAGUUGCAGCAACUAUCUCAAUCUGGGUCUCCCACAGGGGCACCGGAUCACCACCCUCUGCUUGAUGGGCAAAUAAAACUGACCCAGCAGCCGCUUUCCGACCACGAUUCAGGUGAGUCUACCACUUCCGAAGACCAUUUAAACGAUGUUUUUGAAAUCCGGGAUUUCACCGCCGUGUCGCCGCUGGAAAAACUCUCUCGGGAGCUGCAACUGAUCGUGAAAGGCUGGAGCAGCCACUUCAAAUCUACCUCGGGAUGUUUGACGUCCGUGGUAGAUUGCCGGGAUACCGCACAGUGUUUGAAAUUGUUGGAGCAGAUGCGGAGAAAUAGUGGCGGAACUUUUAGUGCCGCUGGCGGGAAAACAUCAGCAAACAUCGCGAAAACAAAUCAAAAUCUUCCAUCGCCCGCGGCUUCAGUUCUAAUCGACCACCAGGAAAAGGAGUUUAAAGCUUUGACCCUGCAAUUCCAGCAAGCGCUGCAGUUUUACAGCGAGCACAAGUCGUCGCAGGGCCGGAUGAUCGCGAGAUUUCGGUUCAACAACAUGAAAUACCACCUACAUGUGUACUACGGCCGCCCGGUACCGCUGAACGUGACGGAUGAGCUGUUUCAUCGGUUUACGAAUCAUAUAGCUGGUGGUGGUGGUGGUCUUCGUCUUGUUGUUGGCGGCGGGCCCACAACGACAGGCGCUGCUAAGUCGUCCACUGGUAUAAUCGCUGCUAGCUCUAGCGCAACAUCAACUGCCCCCGCCUUUCCACCGGUCCUGAAAGAGCUCGCGGACCUACUCGCGCAGGAGCAAAAAUUUCCCGUAAAGUGCCACCCGAAUACCCGGAGAUUCGGCGUCCGGCAGUUCAUCAUGGUGACCCGGGAGCGGGUACCAAAUGCAAAAAUGUCUGGGUCUGGAAGGUUGGAACUUGUGAUGCUAACUUUGGAGUCCAAAAAAAUUUGUAUUGCAUGACCAGCAAGAGGAGUCUAGUUUGUGCUACGCGGCGGGGAGGGCGUUUGUCAUGCGGAGUAGGCAUCAGCAAGCCCUCUAAAAAUCUGUGAUGCUAGGGCGUGCAUUACAGACAUCCUGGGUCAUGCAAAAUAUGCAUGACAAGUCUCAGAAUUAUCUUCCAGACCCAGACACUUUUGCAAUCCAUAGAGGGAGUCGCAGGAAAUUUCAAACGACUCCGCGAACUUUCUCCUGUCCGCGAUGCUGAUUGCGUAUGAACGCCUCAGGUUUGAAAUCCUGAAAGUGGAAAUGAUUUGUAAUGCAAAAAAACGAUUCCAGUUGAAGUGGCAUUUGUAGUCGGCGCAUGACAAAUUUCCCGGGCACUUAAAGCGUGUCUGUCAUGCAGCUCAAGGCAAGGGGGGGCCCUUCUGUCGUGCUAAGCAGCACUCCAAUUCUUGACCCCUAGCAGGACAAUAGUCAGCCUCCAUUGCGUUCUCUGCAAUACAGUCUUUUUUGCGUCGCAUUUCAUGCAUCACAAAUCAUUUCCACUUUGAGGAUUUCCAUUCUGAGGCUUUCAUAUUGCGGUGCGAGCGGCGUUUCCGACCGCCGGGUUCAAGAGCCUGGAGUGCGGGAGGAAGGCAAGGGGUGCAGUACAACUAGCUGCGUCGAGUAGUCGUGGCCCCGGGGCGAAAGCACUGAAUAAGAAUAAUAUUAAAGCGGGUAGAACAAGAACAUCUACAUCUUCUUCAACAUCACCCGCAUCAGGAACUACGACUAUUGCAGUCCCUACUACUUCUUCUUUCUCCGACACUGCCCUGGACAUCCCCUGUUUUGUGAACCAAAACCCGGGUGAGGUAUGGAUUGCAAAUAUGUCUGGGUCUGGAAGAUUGUCAGCUUUGUCAUGCAUAUUGGGCACGAGGACCCAUGACGCCUGUAAUGAAUGACCUAGCAUCACAGAAUUUCAGAGGGCUUUCUGAUGCCUUUUCCGCAUGAGAAAUGCCUUCUCCGCAUAGCACAGACUGGACUCCUCUUGCAUACAAAUGCUUCGCGGGUCCAAAGAUAGCAUCACAAGUUGCAACCUUCCAGACCCAGACAUAAUUGCGAUGCAUAUGAGGGGGUAAAUGGCAAAACGAUCGGCGAGGGGUUCUUCCUUCUCCCCGACAAGAAGACGGCUUUGCGUCGGAAUUUUCUCUCCUGCGCGCGGUCGAGUAGACACGUAGACCCGCUACUGAAGGACCUACCCGGAUUGCUGAUCUUCUGGGAAAGUUUGAGAAAUAAGGUGCCGAGGGAGGUCAAUUUGAAGUACAGAAAGGACUGCACUUGGACGAAGGCGGAGCAUUUGACAGAGCUCUUUCACGCUUGUUCUCGUACGGAUGUUUCUGGUGCAGCUACGGUUGCAUCUUCAUCUACUGCUGCAUUUAUGUUCCCGCAACUGCAGCAACCAGUUGAAAACUAUACAGGGAAGACCUCCAAAUCUCUUACCCCAAGGGAAUUAGUCCGCGUCCAGCACGGCCCGCAGAUUCGCGCCCGGUUUGUGUACCUUAUGGCGCUCUCAACUGUUACAUUCUCAACUGUUACUUACAUGAAUUCGUGAUGCAAGAAUGGCAACAGUAAAAGGGGCUAGCUUGCUGCUUUCGCAUCACAGAUUUGGCACAGAUUUAGGCGCUGUUGAGUCCUUCGGAAAUUUGUCAUGCGAAGCAGCUUGAUUAUCUGUCGGCUUAAGGUAGUUCCGCAUGACAAAUCAUGUAACAGUUGAGAAUGUAACAGUUGAGAACGCCAUAUACCUCUGCGAAGAGUUCGACGCCAUGAACUAUGACCCAAUUGUGGGGAAAACUUUGGAAUUGAUGCAGUUGUUCUGCCUCUGGGGACCGUUUUCGAAGGGGGACUACUUUGGCACCACGGGCAUGUAUGAUGAGGAAGAUGAAGUAGAGCUAGUGCUGUCCUCAUCUACGGCCGCGCAGGAGCAGGAGGAGCCGGGUUCCUCGCCUCAGAAAUCACCUGCCGCUGGUCCUGCUGUGGUUCCAGGCGGUGAAGACUUACCCGUAGCACCAGUGCCCGGAAUAUUAACCACGGACAGAGUAGAUGAGCAGGAUCCAGACCGGGGCUUAGCAAACCACCUGCUGGAAAAAGAAACUACGUCAAAAACCACUUCGAGCAAAGGGAGUGAUCCUGCUGAAACAGUUACACUUACAGCACCACCGGCAGAUUUUUCGCCAAAUAAACCUGCCCCACCACCACCUCCACCCCCGCCUCCGCCGCCAUCGUCCCUCCCGGCAGCGACGAGAACGAACCAAGAUGACACAAAAGAGCAGAGACCGUCCGUCGCGUCUUCUGUGCCCUCAAAUUUGAGCAGAUCUCAACAGCAACAGCAACACCCUCCCAACACCGACGACGAGGAAGAGGAUUUUCUGAACCCGUACAAAGCCCAAGUUUGGCAGUUCCGAGUGACGUGCACGGAGGCGGAGAAACGGCGAAGUUGGAUCCGAGAGCACAUCGAGUACUUCCUGGAUUUCGAAUCGGAAACCUCGGACACAGAAUCCCUCACCCAGUUUCUCGGUACGACCACUGGGUCGACCGCUAGCGGACAGAGACUGAAGAACCAGAACACCGAGCAGCAAACGGGCUUUGGGUUAACCGCGUUAGGAUUGCAUCUCGCCAACGCGUACCAGGAUUUCAUUUUACCCUCGGAGAACGAGCAGCUGAAGAUUUUGGACUCCUGUUUCACGCGGAUAAGGUCCAACACGGAUGCUAUCGUGUAUGACCAGGUCAUGGAAUUGUUUCACCAGUAUGAGUCACAGUGUAUCGACACCCGACGCAUCGUGUCCCAGGAAAACCACAACUUCCGCGAAUCGGAAAAAACGGAAAUCCUGGAGGACUGGGAGGGACACAGCUACAGGAGUUUCGUCGACGCAUUAGAGUCGACCCUUGGGGGACUGUGUAUCGAGGCAGAUGUUGAUAAAGAUAAUUUGCUUGAAAAGAGCAGAAGUAAAAGCAAUUCACCUUUUGAAAAUAGAGCUGAACGAAGUGGAAGUGCACCUCCAUCUGCGACAACAAGAGGAGCGAAUAUGGUGUCAACAUCAACCAGCACUCGCUCUUUCACCAGCACUCUCCGUACCUUGAACGACCUGCACAAGAUUACGCAGACUAGUUUGAAGGGCGCGCCGGCGAUUCUCUCCACUUUGUUAGAGGAGAUUGUGGUCCGGAAGGGGGUUUUGAAUUUCCGUUAUGCAUUGCAAAAGUAUCGUACUCGUAUAAAUGCAUUACAAAUCUCCUCAGCAUGAGAAAUGAAAUUUGCAAUGCUGAUUUACCUUCGGAACAAGAUUUGUAUAUGCAUGACUGCAAUACGAAUACGAGUACGAUACUUUUGCGCAGGAUAUCCGCGCCAUCUGCACCAUGUACUUCAAAUUAGUGCAGAGAAUACGGCUUUUCUGGUAUCCUGAGCAAAAAUGUACCCACCCCAGAGUUGUCAUGCAGAUUUGCAGCUACAGGAAGAUUUGUAAUGCGCAUACACAUGAGAGGCAUUUCCAAUCACGUUUUGCGCUUUGCAAUGCUGUCGACAGGAUGAGUAGAUGGAUUUGUGUUGCGGCUGUGCUUGCUAAACUGCACUACAAUACCUCGACGAACUUGUCAUGCUGGACCCCCAAAACUUCUCGAUGUGUGUUGCAAAAUCCCCAUCUUGACUCUGGGGUGGGGACGUUUUUGCACAGGAUAUCUGGAACGAACGACUCCUCAACGGGGCCAGCGCUGUCGCGUCGAAAGCUGCAGCAGAUGCGCAGCCGGGGGCUGGAGUGGGAGGAGCGGCAGGUGCUCUUGGUUCCGAGCAGCAGCAAUUUUCGCAGCCCUGGUUUGUCACUAAUGAUCUUGGACAAAGAAUAUCUCCACCGACGUUGGAAAUAGAUGAAGACGCAGCAGCUGAAGCGAAGCUCACAGCGAAACGGAAGCGCCGCGCUCUCGCGGACUUGGGCUUGCGAAGGGCAAAUGUGACCGAUUUCCAGAAUUGCUUGCUCUACCAAAAGUUUCACGUCGUUUUCUACUGCAUUGAAGCGGAAAAAUCAGCUUCGAACAGGAGGGGACUGGAAGACUCCGUGGAAUUCAUCCGGAACUUGUCAGCUACGUCAAGUUCAAGUGGCACGACAACUGGUGCCGGAGGAGCCAUAUUAAAUGGAAUACAGACAGGACUGAAUACGCCAAUGUCCAGCACGACUGCGCCCGAUACAACACCCGGACGGGAGGAAACAAAUUACUCUCCUCCCGUCAGCGAGAGAAGUGACCAGCAUCAGCCGCCGUCGUCCGCGAGUUCUGGCAUCGUCCAUGUGCAGCAUGACAAUGUGCCCCCCGGCGGCGGCGGGUUGCAGCUACCGGAAGGAACAAGAAGCGGAGACAAGAAACAAACCGCAACGACGAGAACCACGACCCCAGAACACCAAAAUCGUUCGAAAACGAAAAUCGAGGGCGGGAUUUUGGAAACUGCAUUCUUUUCGCACAGUAGUAGUACUACCUCGUCCGGAAUAGUGAACGCUACCUCUGGAGCUUCCACCGCGAGAAACAAGCACGACAGAGGUAGCUCCUCGACCAGGUCUAGUAGUUCAACGAGCAUCAAGCGAAUGAAUAAGCGAACUGCAGCCCCAGAACAGCAAUUUCCAGUAAAAAAAUCCACCGACAUCCCCAUCGCCAUAGCCCCCCUGAUUGCGGAGGACACGCUCGGCCGGAAGAAGCAGGCGCUGGGGCCUUUGUUAGAAAAAGCGAAAAUCGCCCGGGCGAAAACAACGAAAGCAGCGACUCCGAUUCCUUCGCAAAGGACUGAUAUGAUCACCAAAGGAACUUCAUCAAGCAGCACAGCGGGCGCGUCUCGGAACUACAAGCUAAGUUUUCCUGCUAAAAAGCCUGCAAAUAAGUUGAGCCGGAGGCAAAGGGAGAAUCUCGCGCUACUCGUGAGGCUGCAACAGCAAGUGCCGAAGCUGGACUGUGAGCAAUUUCUGAUGAACUUUGCUGCGAAGACGAAAUCACAGACCAGUCCGAACCAGGAGGACUUUGUGAAGUGGUACACUGGCAUCUGUGACUUCUUCGACGACCAGGAGUUGGCGCUGUUAAAAGGUGUUUUCGCGGAAGUCUUGUGCGAGCAGGAAUGUCCUUUACCGAUUUACAAUUUUCCGCAGGAACCAGAGAAUCUGGACCAUCUGGUUGCGCAUCCACAAAGCACAACUCUCAGCACAAACAGUUCCGACCCCGAUUUAGCGGAGGAUAAAGCGGCAUCGGAGCACUUGAAGCAAGCGAUUCAAACGGCGAAUAGUGCGAAGAUUCAGCACGGGUUGGUGUCGAUGAAAAAACCUGAAAGUUUUAUGAUGGAGAAAGAAGCUGCUGGUGCUCCUGGUGGAAAGAACAGCAAUAGUGGGGAGGUUAUCAAUAGCUCCCAGGACAGCAGUCCGAGCAGUUCGAGGGUAGUGGUGUCAAAAACUUCUACCGACGCGGGGGCCACUGCACCGGUCGAAACUACACAGCAAAAUGGCAAAUCGUCUUCUACUUCCUCGCGAACAGGAGGAGGUGGAUUUAUUGCUCCUAGUACAUCGUCGACAAAGAUUCCGACUUUCAUCGAAAACUUAAUCGAUCCGGCGAUUUUUGAUCCGGAAAAGGACGCGGAAAUGUCGUUGCACUACCUCGUAUGCAUUGCAAAAUCAUCGUACUAGUAGAAAUCGCAUCACAAAUUUUUCCAGCAUGACAAAUGGAAUUUGUCAUGCUGUUUUACCUUGGGAUGGAGAUUUGUAAUGCAUGGCUGCGAUAAUGGUUACGAGUGCGAUACUUUUGCACGGGAUACCUCGAGAACGUGCACACGCGGGAGCUCUGGUCGCAGUUGUUUCAUGUCGUCGUGCAGGUUUUGGUGAAGGAUCUGGUGCAAAAGCACCUUCGCCUGAUCUUGCUCUACGAAGAUUUCUUUUUGGAAAAAUUUCUUCAACCCUUGAACGAACUACUGCAAUCAAUCUUCGAGACCGCAAAGCAGGAAUGGAAAAAGCAAAGGCUUCUCAGCAUGCGCAUGGGGGAAGAUAAUGAUAACGAAAUUGAGGACUUGGAGGACACCGCGUCCUUUGCGUCUGUCAGUUCGGAGGAGGAAAGUAACCUCCAAAACGAGCAGCAAGUAGAAAGGGAAACGGAGAAUAUUGAUGUUGGUACAGCUGUUGCUCCUGAUGCGAAAGUGAAAGACAGUCUCGCAAUGCAGCUGGACGACAUAGAGAACCCGUUUGAUGUUGAUGCAGCUCCUGGACGAGGUGUUCUUGAGAAGAGUUCUCCUGCCGCUGUGUCGUCGCCCACAGAAACUCAAACUCGACCCACCCAGCCAAUGCUCGGGAUCGUGUCGCCCCCCUCCAAGAAAAACCGCGGGACAUCAUCAGCAGGUGCAACUGCAUCAUCUUCACUUGGAAGUAACAGUGCGCAGAAGACCAGCACGAGGACUGCUCAGAUGAAGAACAUUGCGGAGUUUUUGCCGACUAUCUCCAGCAAGGAAGUUCAAGGCCCGUUGUCUUCCUCCGGUGCAAGAGCAAGAGAGCAUCAUGAUGAAUCCGACGAGAAGAGAAAAAUAAACAACGACUCAUAUAACAACUACACCGAAGGUGACCUCCAUGAUGACGACGACGACCCCUUUCCAGACGGUUCCUGGGCCGACUCAGGCACAAAUCCCGUUCCGAGCCACCGCGAUUUGGAACCUCUGCUGGCGUUGCUCGACAGCUUCUCAUUCCAUCUGGAAUUGUGCGUAGCGCUGGACAACGUCUUUUCCUCAAGUAGUACAGGAGGGAAUAUUAACGAUUCAUCUUUGAGCAACAUCAAAACAGCGACGACGAAUGGCAGCGCUGGAGGUGGAUAUAAUGAUCACGCAGCUCGAAACAACACCAGCAAAAAUUCCGCCGAGCAACUGGCCAAGAAGCACUUAAUCGAGCAAAUCCUCCAGAAUCCGCAGCGAUUGGCAAAGGAUCUCGACCCGAGAAAGGAUGUUUUCGCAAGGAAGAUACUGGCAAGUUGCUUCUUUCGGAAGAACAGAUCUCGCAGCGUCGAUUCAACAGCGAGUGGGCUGCAGCAUAUGGCUUCUCAGAGCGCUGGAAAUUAUACUACGACAGCCGGCGCCGGUACUACCCCAGGAACAAGCGGGAUGAGCCACACGGCCGCGGAGGAUCAUUUUCUUCUGCAGCAGCAGGAUGAAGGUAGCCACGACAAUAUCGUUCUGAAGAAGCCGUUUGUGCAAGAGUUUCUGAUCGAGGACCCCUUCACGCGUGUGUACGCGGAGGUCAGAGAUCCCUUCACGCGAGUAGCGACCGCGUAUGCGAUGGCAUAGUGAAGUAGAGGAAGAGCUGCAGCGAGACACAGAUGAAUUCGUCCAGAUGUGAAUGUGAUGAGUUAUGAUCAAGACAAGGCACCUGCUUGAACUCGACGGAGAUGAUCAUGACAGCGAGUUUCAUUUUGAAAGCACGAGACCCAUCAACAUCCGUGCGACUUGUUCUUCGCGCGCACUUCUUGUGU
Molecule: messenger RNA, 9058 nt
Organism: Amoebophrya sp. A120
Lineage: Eukaryota; Dinophyceae; Syndiniales; Amoebophryaceae
Source: the annotation of a GenBank genome assembly